AUGACGGCGGGUCUCAAGACAAUAAUUGCCCUCUCCUUUGUUCUUGCCAUCGGAUUUCUCCUCGUCAUCCUUUCCGCCGCCCUAUUCCACAACUUCCUCACUCUUCUCGUUGUCGCGACCUAUGUGUUAGCGCCCGUACCAAACUGGGUUGCGGGAAGAUGCGCCAAUCCAGAUGAUUUUAUCGAAACCAACUCGAGUGCAUGGGUUGAUCUGGGCCGAUUUGUCACCGGAUUUCUUGUUGUUAUGGGCAUUGCCCUCCCGGUUCUCCUAGCGCACUGCGCUCUCAUUCAAGUUCCCGCUAUGGUCAUGUCAAUUAUAGGAGGACUGCUGAUAUACGGCACGAUCAUCAGUUUCACCCAGUUUUUCAAGGAGGAGCAGGACUUUUGA
Messenger RNA from Rhinocladiella mackenziei CBS 650.93, 387 nucleotides. RefSeq lists its product as uncharacterized. The transcript has 3 exons. Gene Ontology annotation, cellular component: endosome; Vps55/Vps68 complex. Gene Ontology annotation, biological process: late endosome to vacuole transport via multivesicular body sorting pathway. NCBI's taxonomy places the organism in Eukaryota, Fungi, Ascomycota, Eurotiomycetes, Chaetothyriales, Herpotrichiellaceae. The record is from RefSeq and is a predicted model, not a curated record. The coding region runs from base 1 to 387 and encodes 128 amino acids.